AUGACCCGACCGCGGGGCCUCGAGACUUCGAACCCUGUGACUCCGCGACCAAGGACUAAUAAUACCAUUCACCUUGAGCAACUGCCGCCCCCGUCGUUGGCCGAGGUCGAGAUGUACAGGAAGAAACCGUUGCCUCCACUGCCACUACCGCUACCACCACGCCCACCUCCACCACCACUGCCACGAGAGCUACCACUUAGGCGGUAUUCCGCCCUGUCCACUGUCAGUUUCUCCGCAAGUCUCUCGGCCUUCAAGAAAGAUAUCGACGCUGCCUUUGCCACGCCGGUACCACUGAUCGGCCCCGAGGAGUACAUCACUUGCAUAUUUCUCGCCGAGGACAUUCUGUCGGACCGAUCGCCCGGAGCCGCCAAUAUAGCAGGCUCUAAGACGGAUCAACAGCGAGAGACUCCGAAUGUGAAUACGGCGGAUGUUUUGGGGACCGUGCCUACUAUACUCGACUCGCCUCGACCACAGCUAAAAUCGUCAAUAUCGAAGAUCCGGCGAAUGGUGGGAAUCACCCCUCCAGUUAUCACUGAGAAAACCCUUUCAGCAAACGCCGGGUGUGAAGGCGAGGAUCAAGGGUCCACCGGUUUUAGCCCCCUCGAAGCCGACCAGCGAGAGAAUCGAGCUUGGGGUGAAUGUGGUAAACAACGUCUAACUGGAGAUGUAUCGCCCCUGAGUAGCUGUGGAAAUGAUGGCAUUUCACCUUCCGGGAUCCAGUCUCCUGUUUCCGAGACGGACGGUGGUCCGGAGCAAGGGCAGCAACUGGAUAGCCAUGGAGUUGACGAUUCACUCGAUAUGGGGACGGUCAGCGCUCCAGACCCUCUCCGUAUCGUCAAGCGGCCUCUGCGUCCCAGGCACAUUGCUGAGUGCACUCCUAAAACAAACCCGUUGGGGUUGAGCUCAUACGGUGUGCGCCGCACUCAACCAUCCCGUUCUCAAGUUCAAAGUGCAGAACUUAACCUCGGAGCCCAUACGACCAAGAAGGAAUGCGCCUCGGGACUUUACCAUGAGACAACGCAGCAGAUAGCGCGGGGUCUUUCACCUAGAGCAACCCCGACUCAAGGAAUCGACGGAAUGGGGCCAGUGGCGGCUCCGCAACAACCGCUCGACGGCCGCGAUAACAUGAAGGAUGGCCAAAUUUGUCAGUCGUCACUUCAACAUUUCCCCGGCUGGCACCUGGGACACUCCCAACCGACACCCCCCUCUAAUGGUUCAGAAGGGGUUACCCAAACAUGGCGACCCUCCCAAGCCACUAAUUCCGCGACCGAGCGCUCUGUCCACAACAAACACUGGGCCACAAUCUUCCCCUCUCCCGACGAACCCCUUAAGAGCUAUUUCUCCGAUAGCGAUUCUGACGACGGCGAGACUCCCAUGGUAGCCAAGUCCACCCAUGUCUCUCAUACCUCUCACACCCCCCAUAUCCCCUUGAACCUACGACACAAACGUCAUAGGAAGAGUAUCAAGCCCCGCAGGAGCCCUCGACGAUUUCACUACCAUCAUGACACCUGGAUGCCCAAAUUCUGUCGUUCCCCGGCAGCUGUCCCGACUCCUCCACCCACACCACCGCUCCCACCCCCUCUCGACCUGACGGACUUGUUUACACAAACCUCCAUUCCCCAUCAAGCACUCAGCCACGACCCCGGACCGAACGACAACCAUGACCCCGCGCUCACCCCGUCGUUUCUCAGUCCAAGACCAACACCACAACCAACACCAGCCGCAACGCCCAACCACAGCCUAAGCCGAACCCCCCCUUCCCCUCCAACACCGCCACAGUCGCUGUUAUCACCACCAGCACCUUCAACAGCGGAAACCCCCCCUCAGCCUUCUUCAUUUUCACCGUCCCCGCCACCGCCGCCUACAAAACGUCUCCUCAAAUCCAAAUCCUCCCUCUCCUCCCUCGCGUCCAGCUUCCUCCACCAGCGCACCCACACCCCGGAACACGCCCAUCACACCGCCGACAACCAUGCAAGACCGCGGACCCCAAUGGCACAUCUCAAACAGCAGAUUGGACAACUUGCGCCGCGGUUUGUGCCAGCGCCGAUUCGACAUCUGGGGUGCAUUGGGUUGGGCAGAUUGGGUUUGGAGAGUGGGGGGGAAGGGUAUGAGAGUAGAGGCAGAGGUGAUGGGGAGGGUAUGGGUGAGGGUGGAAGGGAGGGUCGAGGUCGUUUGGAGGGUAAAGAAGAGGAGGAUAGGAGGGCGAAGUUGAAGGGGAGGAUUAGGGUGUUGAAGGAGGGGAGCGAGGACAAUAAGCGGGUUGACCGUGUGGGGGACGAGAAGAAGAAGAGUGGUGGCAGGGCGACGAAGGUGGUGGGGUUUGGGGAAUGUGAGGUCGUUGCGGAGGAUGAUAUUGGAGGUGGUGACAGUAAUGAUGAUGAUGUCGGUGGUCGGUCACGAAGGCGGGUGAGGGUUGUAUCGCCACCGGCUGCUUGGAGCGCGGUUGUUCAGUCAUCGCCAUUUUCAGCGGCAGAGGAAACUCCCAAGCCACGGGCCGGAAGGGAAUCCCCGCGGAAUACCAACAAAUAUACACCGCCGAGCUCAGGAAAUGGGAGCCCCGAGCCUACCCACGGGGUAACUCCGAGUGCGGUAGGGAAAAGGAGCCCUGGGAGAGGGGUCCGCAGCGGAAGCCAGUCCCGGGCUCGAGCACCGUCGAGUUCGCCUCUCCGUCGUGGGGUUAGUCCGCUCGCAAGUCCUGCGCUUCAACAGGCGCGGUGUACGCAUCAGAGCCCGCUUGGAAGUGUUUGA
Messenger RNA from Dichotomopilus funicola, 2748 nucleotides. RefSeq lists its product as uncharacterized. The coding region runs from base 1 to 2748 and encodes 915 amino acids. The transcript has a single exon. The record is from RefSeq and is a predicted model, not a curated record. NCBI's taxonomy places the organism in Eukaryota, Fungi, Ascomycota, Sordariomycetes, Sordariales, Chaetomiaceae.